AGAACAAUCAGUGGUUACAGGUGUUUUAUUCAGGAUGCCAUUUUCAACGGCAAUAUCUUAUUAGGCACAUUUGGGAUAUACGUCAGACACUGAUGAUAAUCAUAAUUCUAUUUUGCUUUUGAAGGAAUGACGUAUUAAAACUGUCUUUGGGGUUAUGAUUUACAUGCUGUGUUCUUAUUUGUUCACGUGAGCAUGUGGUCACUGUAAUGAACGGGCAGAAGGGCGUGUCUGUGUGGCAACAGUCUGCUCUUUCAUACCUUUUUUAUUUGUCAGAGUUUUUGUCUAGGUAUAAUCUAUGUUUUGUUAAUAAAUCAUAUUUCCCUGCAUCUACUCCUAUCCUCGUGAACAACUGUACUUUUGUCAAAGUUUGUCAGCGUCACAAGUUGUUUAAAGGUCAGAAGUAAUGGAAAAAGCCAAAUAUUCUAUGAAUGCAAAGUAUUUCCUACUCUUCAUCAUUGUCUGCCUCCUGAUUUCCCUUGCAUUUGAGAGGAUCCCCAAAACGUACAGGACGUUCAUGCCACCACAUAAAUCUAACGUCUGCUCCUCUCAGAUCUCUGACCAGACCAUCACCCCUUUAAACAACACAAAGCAUUUUAUGGUGUCGGCCUUCAUGGACCAGCGAGUGAAAGGCUUUGACAUACGCAUCAUCAGCAUCUUUAGGAGAGACUCCAUCCAGCCUCUGCACUGUCUGUUCUGCUGUGUAGACCAUUUGUCAGAUACAACUCCAGCCACUGUUUUAGUGCACUCAGACCACUUUGACUUUCCCUACGGCACCACAGAUGUCAUGUGUCAGAUUCCUCACAACUGCAGCGCUACACAUGUUACACUUGUGCCGGACACAGUGAGGCCCACAAACCCGACGUGGCUUCCAUUAAGAAACAAGAAGACUCAUGAGAAGAAUAAAAGGUUUGAGUUUAACUUCACCGUCUGCAUCUCCACCCUGUUUGGAGGCUACAACAAUGUGCUUCAGUUUGCGCAGACCCUCGAAAUUUACAGGCUGCUGGGUGUGGGCAGAGUGGUGGUCUACAACAACAGCGGCGGCCCAGAACUCAGCCGCCUGCUGCACAGCUACAGCCAGGAGGGUUUGGUGGAGCUGGUUCAGUGGCCCAUCCACAAUUAUCUGAAUCCGUCUCAUGGUUGGCAUGCCUCAGAAUUUACAGGGGACCUGCAAUACUACGGUCAGGUGACCACGCUCAAUGAGUGCAUCUACAGGUCCAUGGAGCGCUCACGCUACGUCCUGCUGAACGACAUCGAUGAGAUCAUCAUGCCGUACCAGCACGACAACCUGACGAGCCUGAUGGACACGCUCCAACCGCAGCAUCCCAAUACGGGGGUGUUCAUCAUUCAGGCUGUAAUCUAUUCCAAGAAAACCACAGAGGAAAGUAACAAAGGCUACGUGGACGCAUGGAGGCAUGUCCCAGGCUUUAACAUUCUGCAGCGCAUCUACUGGGAGGACCGUAAUAAAGACCAAUACCACCCACACAAGAUGUUAGUUCAGCCAAGCUUUGUGGAGCAGACGUCAAUUCAUCAAGUGGUUAAGGCAUUUGGAGAAAAUUACAAGAUUCCAGAGAAGAUGUGUCAUAUCAUCCAUAGUGUAACAAACCAUCCCAUUGAACGGCCGUUGGAGGAGCUGCACCUGGACAAACGACUGUGGGACUUUAAGGACAGAGUGAUACCACGAGUGACCGAGAUGCUGAGGAGAGCAGGUCUGCUGAGUUCAGAGGAGGAAGCUGAUGGGUGAAACAGGCAGAAUAAAUAUUUGAGAAAAGGGGAAAUUAUUUUCUAGAGUUUCAUUUAAAUGCUACCUCAGAAGAUUUCAAGUUGUGUAGAACAUCAUAAUUGGUUUGGGGCGAACAGGAACCUGGAGGAAAGACAUGUUGAAAUCAAAAUUAAACAGUUAAAAAUUCUACACAAAUUUCAAAGCUAAAUGCCAAUUAAGUAAAUUAAAAAUCUCAUAUUUUGAUCAAAAUUCUUUACAUUGUGACUGUGUGUCCAUGUGCCACCUAGUGAACAGUCCUGCAUGAGGUUUUGGGAUGUUUAUUACAAUAUGGAGCUGAAAGUCUGAGUCCUUUACACUGACACUCUGGUUGCAUGGUCUUGGAAUAGCACUAAAGUGAAGCAGGGUGAGUGUCACUGUUAUUGCCUGCAGUUGUCCAGUCUUUCAAGUUAUGUAAAUCAUUCAGGUUUUCAUUCAGGUUAAUGUGAGCUCUCGUUAAUCCUGUUCACCCUCAAGUAGCAGGUUACAGUUCCUCUGAUGUCCCAGUCAGUGUUUCUACCAGCCAUUUGCUUUGGUGUCAUCAUGAAUAUGUCUGUUGCAUCUUACGUGCUUUUACACUAACAUUAAACUUUAUUGCUUCCUUAUCUCUGGUUUCAAAUCCUCAAGAAAAGCGAUACUGUAGGUGUCUGCUACUGAAUGAGAAUUAAAACUACUGGUACAGAAGCAAUUAAGAUAAGUUCCCACAAACAAUUGUUAUUCUUUUGAAUGUGAAUAAAUGUGAAUGUUCAAUUUUUCACCCCAGGAUUUAGCAAAAUAUCCCCAGACCAUCACACUUCCUCCCCCAUGUUGUUGGCCAAGAAGCGAGAAACCAGCUCUGCACUGUUAUGAGUGACUUAUACACAGCUCAGGCUGUAGUAGCUGCUCCCACAGUAGUAGCACAACUACACGUACCAGGAUGUCAUUGAGACAGACAAACACAAGAGUAUUGGCUUUCAAACUGUUAAAAUUUAAUUAAUUUUUAAUUUAAAAAAUAAUAAUAAUUAUCCCAGUUGCACAUUGCCAGACAGGUAAUGACUUAAUGAUUCACAGUGGUGUUGAAAUAAUAGCGAAGCCUAUUUGUAGUAUCUGUGUCCUGUAGUAUUAUUCUGUCCUGGUGGACAUUCACAUCAUUGUAAUCAUUGUCUUGCGGACCUAUUAUUGUACGUCACUCUUGAUAACUAUUUGACAUUUUUUGUGACCCAUACAGUACUUUUAAAUUGUGCCCUAAUGAGCUACGAGGUAAACAUGGACUUUCGAUGGACACGUAGACACUCACUAGUUGCAUACACAUGGAGCUUUAAAAAGUGGGCAUUGGGAGAUGCGUUUUUAGAGUGCUUCGCAGAGAGUCUGCUGUAGACACCCAGGUGACCUUUUUUGACCUCUCAGUUUGUUCUGCAGACGAACCACCAGGUGAAUUUGGCCACCACCUCUCUCAUGAUUAUUCUGUCAUUGUACGAUUUCAUUAUAUGUAAUAAAUUCAUGUGUUGAUUUGAGCAUAAAA
Messenger RNA from Betta splendens (Siamese fighting fish), 3257 nucleotides. RefSeq lists its product as uncharacterized. The coding region runs from base 404 to 1741 and encodes 445 amino acids. The transcript has 5 exons. NCBI's taxonomy places the organism in Eukaryota, Metazoa, Chordata, Actinopteri, Anabantiformes, Osphronemidae. The record is from RefSeq and is a predicted model, not a curated record.